Messenger RNA from Menidia menidia (Atlantic silverside), 13842 nucleotides. The record is from the annotation of a GenBank genome assembly. Lineage: Eukaryota; Metazoa; Chordata; Actinopteri; Atheriniformes; Atherinopsidae.
AUGGUGAGGUCCGCCUCCAUGCAGUUCACCCACUCUGUUUACAACGCGACCAUAUACGAGAACUCUGCUGCUAAGACUUACUUAGAGAGUCACACCAAGAUGGGGAUCUAUAUCACUGACCCGACCUGGGAGAUAAGGUACAAAAUCAUCUCUGGAGACAAUGAGAACUUAUUCAAAGCAGAGGACUAUCUGUUGGGAGAUUUCAGUUUUUUGCGAAUAAGGACCAAAGGAGGCAGCACGGCCAUUCUCAACCGGGAGGUUAAAGACCACUAUAUGCUCACCAUCAAAGCUUCGGAGAGGAACACCAAUUUAGAAUGUCGCACUAGAGUCAAGGUGCAGGUACAAGACACCAACGAUCUUAGGCCACUCUUCUCACCGACAUCCUAUAGCAUCUCUCUACCAGAGAACACAGCUGUACGCGCAAGUGUGGCCAAGGUCAUGGCAACCGACGCAGACAUCGGUACGAAUGGAGAAUACUACUACAGUUUUAGAGAGUGGACGGACAUGUUUGCUGUUCAUCCAACGAGCGGCGUGGUAACGCUGACUGGAAAACUUGACUACUCUGAGACAAAGCUCUACGAGUUGGAGAUCUUGGCUGUGGACAGAGGAAUGAAGCUCUACGGCAGCAGUGGCUUUAGUAGCAUGGCCAAACUUACAGUCAGGGUGGAGCAGGCCAACGAGCAUGCACCUGUAAUUACUGCCUUGGCCCUGAUGCCCUCUGAUUCAGACCAUGAUCCUACGUAUGCCAUUGUGACGGUGGAGGACAAAGACCAGGGACCAAACGGAGAGAUAGCAUCACUAAGCAUUGUUGCUGGUGACCCACUACAGCAGUUUAAGGCUGUGAGAAGUAGCCCUGGGAGCAAAGAAUAUAAGAUAAAAGCGGUCAAAGAUGUGGACUGGGAUAGCCAGCCUUUUGGAUACAACCUCACUUUACAGGCAAAAGACAAGGGCACCCCCCCUCAAUUUUCAUCUGCUAAAUUAGUACACGUCACUUCGGCACAGUUCCAAAAGGGCCCUCCUGUAUUUGAAAAGUCCAUUUACAGAGUUAGCCUUAGUGAAUUUGCCCCUCUUCACACCCCCGUCACCAUGGUAACAGCUGUGCCAAAGUAUCCACAUGUAAAAUAUGCAUUUAAACAAAGUUCAGACAAGAACAGGUUUACCAUCAAUCCGGAUACUGGCUUGAUUAGCACUGGAGGACAAAUCAGUGCAGAUACUUCCCCACAGUUUGAAAUGGAGGUUAUCACCAGUGACAAAAAAGCAGCUACAAAAGUGAUUGUUGAUGUGAUUGAUGUGAAUAACAAUGCACCCGAAUUCCAGCAGACAUCUUACAAGGCCAGUGUUGAUGAGGAUAUGCCAGUUGGGACCAGUGUUGUAACUGUGAAAGCCACAGAUCUAGACAGAGGGGAGAAUGGCUAUGUGACCUACAGCAUUACCAAUCUGAGUCCCCAGCCAUUUGUCAUCGAUUACUUUUCUGGUGUCAUCAGCACUUCAGCAGUCCUCGAUUAUGAGCUAAUGCCCAGGAUUUACAAUCUCAGAGUCAGAGCGUCAGACUGGGGAUCCCCUUUCCGGAGAGAGGUGGAGGCUUCGGUUACCAUAACUUUAAAUAACCUGAAUGACAAUAAGCCUUUGUUUGAAAACAUAGACUGUGAAGUGACUGUGCCCAGAGAUCAUGGCGUGGGAGAGCAGAUAACGACAGCAUCUGCCAUAGAUGCUGAUGAGCUACAGCUUGUGCGAUACAGCAUUAAAUCUGGAAAUGAUCUUGAUCUGUUUGAACUGAAUCCAAACUCAGGGCUGCUUUCACUGAAGCGCACGCUGACUGAGGGAGAGGCAGCUAAAGUGUCUUUUCAUAGUCUGCAAAUUGUAGCCACUGAUGGUGAACAUGAUACCCAGCCUAUGAUCAUGAACAUUACUGUCAUCACCGCACGCAAACCUGUCCAGUUGAAAUGUGUUGAAACCGGCGUGGCAACAAUGUUGGCGGAAAAGCUGCUUCAGGGUGGCAAGAUCCACACACAUAUCGAACCAGAUGACAACUUCAUGGACAUUCACUCAGUCAACCGGUACUCUCCUCAGUUUGCAGACUCCUUUCCAAGUGUGAUUGAGGUUAAAGAGGACCUCCCUGUUGGGGCCCGGAUUGUCCAUCUCAGUGCCACAGACUUGGAUAGCGGCUUUAAUGGCAAAUUAGUGUAUGUUAUUUCGGGAGGAGACACCGAAAGCCACUUUGUAGCUGAUAUGGAAACUGGCUGGCUUUUGAUUUAUUCUCCUCUUGACCGGGAAGUGACAGACCACUACACCCUUAACAUCACAGUUUAUGAUCUCGGGAUACCACAGAAAUCCUCUUCACGUCUGUUGGAUGUGAAAAUCCUAGACGCCAACGAUAAUAGCCCACAGUUUAUGCAAGAUUCUUAUUCUGUGGAAAUAAGUGAGAGCACACCUGUUGGGACAGAGAUUAUCCAGGUGGAUUCGACAGACAAGGAUCAAGGAGAAAAUGGAAAUGUCAAGUAUUCAAUAUUGGGAGGCACCGAUUAUUUUGCGAUCAGUGAGAUAACAGGCGUGGUAACUGUGACAAAGCCAUUGGAUCGCGAGCAAUACCCAUUCUAUAGCUUGAAGAUUGCAGCACGUGACCAGGCAGUAAGUGAGCCUCAGCUGGUGUCCACUGUCCCUCUUAAAAUCACCUUAGAAGAUGUAAAUGAUAAUCCGCCAAAAUUUGUUCCCCCCAAUUACCGCGUGAAGGUGAGGGAGGACCUCCCUAUAGGAACUGUGAUUAUGUGGCUGGAGGCUCAUGACCCUGAUAUUGGACCUUCCAGCCAGGUACGAUACAGCCUUACUGACAAUGGAGACGGGAACUUUGAAGUUGACAAAAUUAGUGGUGCUCUCAGGAUUGUUCAGAAUCUGGACUAUGAGACGAAACAAGUGUAUAAUCUUACAGCAAAGGCCAAAGACAAAGGGAAGCCAAUAUCUUUGUCAUCAGCCUGCUUCAUUGAGGUGGACGUGGUGGAUGUCAACGAGAACCUCUACAGACCUUUGUUCCGAUCAUUUGUGGAAAAAGGAUUUAUUAAAGAGGAUGCUCCCGUCGGGACUUCUGUGAUGACUGUUUCAGCUCACGAUGAGGACACAGGACGAGACGGGGAGAUCCGGUACUCCAUAAGAGAUGGGUCUGGCCUGGGGAUAUUUUCCAUUGAUGAAGAAACUGGUGUAAUUCGAACACAAGAGCUGCUGGAUCAUGAGACGACGCCCCACUACUGGUUAACCGUCUAUGCUAUGGAUCGUGGCGUGGUUCCCCUUUCGGUUUUCGUCGAGGUCUUCAUUGAAGUGCAGGACGUCAACGACAAUGCGCCUCAAACAUCCGAACCCGUUUACUAUCCGUCCGUCGUAGAGAAUUCUCCAAAAGACGUGUCAAUCAUCCAGAUAAAUGCAGUCGAUCCUGAUGCCAAAUCCAGUGAUAAACUCACCUACAAGAUCACCAGCGGUAAUCCUCAGGGCUUCUUCGCCAUAAAUGGAAAGACAGGUCUGGUUUCAACCACUUCAAGGAAACUGGACAGGGAGCAACAGGAUGAGCACAUUCUGGAGAUCACCAUUACAGACCAGGGCGUUCCCCCUAAAUCCACCACCGUCCGCGUCAUCGUCCAGGUUCUUGAUGAAAACGACAACAGACCAUUGUUCUUAGAAAAGAUCUACAAGAUCCAGCUCCCCGAACGGGAGAAGCCAGAGAAAGAGAGAGCCAUGAAGAGAGACCCAGUCUACCGGGUAAUAGCAUCAGACCGCGACGAGGGGCCGAACGCCGAGAUCUCCUAUAGCAUCGAGGAGGGAGACGAGCAUGGCAAGUUUUUUAUCGAGCCCAAGACAGGCCUGGUGUCAUCCAAGAAGUUCUCCUCUGCUGGGGAAUAUGACAUUCUCACAAUUAAAGCUGUGGACAAUGGACGCCCUCAGAGAUCCUCCACCUGCCGUCUACACAUUGAGUGGAUUCCUAAACCCGAAGUGCCAGCCGACGCAGCUCCCCUGCGUUUUGAGGAGUCUCCCUUUACCUUUUCAGUCAUGGAAAGCGAUCCAGUGGCGCACAUGGUGGGCGUAGUGGCCACUGAGUCCUCUGAUGUUCCAAUGUGGUUUGAAAUCACAGAUGGCACAGAGGAUUCUGAGAUGUUUUACAUCCUUCAGAUGGCUUGUGACCACAACUGUACAGCAGAAGGUGGUAAUUACGACAGCCGCUUUGACGUGGGCAAGGCCAGUGGAACCUUGAUCGUAGCACGGCCCCUGGAUGCUGAGCAGAAAUCAAAUUACAACCUGACAGUGGAAGCCACAGAUGGGACACGAACUGUCAGCACUCAGGUGCUCAUCCGUGUCAUUGACACCAACAACCACCGGCCACAGUUCCUCAAUCAGGUUUAUGUAACAAAUGUUCCUGAAGACAAACCACCAGGGACAGAGGUCCUUCAGAUCAGCGCCGUGGACAGGGAUGAGAAAAACAAACUGACCUUCACCCUCCUCAGCAGCACAGAUCCAUUCAGCCUGAGGAAGUUCCGCUUGGACCCAGGAACAGGCACUUUGUACACCACUGAGCGACUCGAUCAUGAAACUAUGCAUCGUCACAUCCUCACUGUCAUGGUGCGAGACCAGGACAUUCCAGUGAAGAGAAACCUUGCACGUGUUAUUGUCAAUGUGGAAGACACAAACGACAAUGCGCCCUGGUUUAUAGCAACGCCUUACUCAGGCCGUGCGUUUGAAUCAGCCGCUAUUGGCACAGCAGUGCUGCAGGUCACUGCUCUCGACAAAGAUAAGGGCAGUAAUGCAGAGAUCAUCUACAGCAUCGAAUCAGGAAAUGUAGCAAACUCCUUUGCUAUUGAUCCUGUCCUUGGAACAAUCACAGUUGCAAAAGAGCUGGAUCGCAGCAGCAAGACAGUGUUUGAACUCCUCGUAAAGGCCUCCGACAGCGGCACCCCACCCCUGUCCACUAGCACUGCCGUCAGCAUCAUUGUAACAGUUUCUGACAACGCAGCCCCCAGAUUCACUGAAAAGGAGUUCUCUACAGAAAUCAGUGAAUCGGCCCCUCCAGGAAGUUUUGUGAGCUCCAUCGCAUCCGUCAGCCAGUCCUCUGUCUUCUACCAAAUCAAAGGUGGAAACUUUGACAACAUGUUUGAUGUAAAUCCAAACUCUGGAGUGGUGGUAACACAGCAAGCUUUAGAUUACGAGACCACCCCUCAAUACAAGCUCACCAUACAGGGCACAAACAUGGCCGGACUCUCCAGCAACACAACACUUACCAUCCACCUGAAAGACGAAAACGACAACGCUCCAGUUUUCACCCAGAGGGAAUUCAAGGGGGUGAUCAGCGAGUUAGCCCCCGUCGGGAGUGUUGUUCUGACCCAGAAAAACAGCCCCUUUGUCAUCCAUGCCUCUGAUGUUGAUUCUGAGAAGAAUGCCAGGCUCAUUUAUCAAAUAGUGGAACCCUUUGCUCAUAACUAUUUUGCCAUCGAUUCCAGCACGGGAGCCAUCAAGAUAACAACAGCUCUGGACUAUGAGCAGAGGAACGUCUUCCACUUCACAGUUCAGGUCCAUGAUUUAGGAACGCCACGACUCUUUGCAGAGAACGCAGCCAAUGUGACCAUUGAAGUAAUUGAUGUAAAUGACUGUUCACCGAUUUUCAGUCAAGAGGUGUAUGAAACCAGCAUCAUUUUGCCAACAUACAAAGGAGUAGAAAUAAUCCAAGUAAAUGCCACUGAUGCAGACUCUGGGCCUAACUCUAAACUUCUCUUUUCCAUCUCUGAGGGAAACAUUGGUGAUAAGUUCAAAAUGGAUCCAGUGACAGGCAUCAUCGCUAUUCAGAACGUCACACAGCUCAGGAGCAGAUAUGAAUUAAAGGUUAGGGUUUCUGAUGGGAGGUUUGCCACUGUUGCAACUGUGAAGAUCAGUGUUAAGGAAAAUAAGGGCAGUAAGAUGAAGUUCACCCAGGAGGCCUACAAAGCAUACAUUCAGGAAAAUUCUUCUGACAAGAAAACCCUGGCAGUGAUCGCUGCUAUUGGGAACCAAGUGAAUGAGCCUUUGUUCUAUAGAAUUUUGAACCCUGACAGCAGGUUUAAAAUCAGUCGCACAUCUGGGGUUAUCUCAACCACCGGCAUUCCCUUUGACCGUGAAGCACAAGACAGCUAUGACAUUGUGGUUGAGGUCACCGGAGAGGAUCCGACUGAAGAUGCUGCUCAUGUUUUAGUUACUGUGAUCGUGGAAGAUGUGAAUGACAACAAACCUAUGUUUGUGAACCUUCCCUAUCACGCCCUGGUCCAAAUCGAUGCAGAGGAAGGCCAGGUCAUACGUCAGGUCACAGCAGUGGACAAAGAUGUGGGCCAAAAUGCAGAUAUCCAUUAUUACUUACAGGAGCAUCAAGAGCACUUUGAGAUGAGUCGAUCUGGGGAAAUCUUGCUGAAUAAGAAGCUGGAGAAAGACUCACUCAACACAGACUUUGUUAUAGUUGUUGUGGCAAAGGAUAAUGGAGAACCAGCUCUCUCAGCAGCAGUAGAAGUGCCCGUACGAGUGGUGAACAAAGCAAUGCCUGUGUUCGAGAGGCCUUUUUACAGCAUUGAAAUCCCUGAAAACAUUCAGUUGCACUCUCCUGUGCUCCAUGUGCAGGCCAAUGACUCUGAAGGCCCUCGCAUUGUGUACACCAUCUCUGAGGGAGAUCCUUUCAAACAGUUCUCAAUAGAUUUCAACACUGGCGUCAUUCAUGUGAUCCAGUCUUUGGACUUUGAGACACAUCCCGCCUAUAAGUUAAACAUAAGAGCCACAGACUCGCUGACUGGAGCCCACUCUGAGGUGUUUGUAGAUAUCAUACUGGAGGACGUAAAUGAUAACGCUCCUGUCUUCAUGUCAAAGGCUUAUUAUGCCAAUAUUUCUGAGGCCUCUGUCAUCGGUACGUCAGUUUUGCAGGUGGAUGCCAAAGACUCCGACACUGGAAAUAACAAGGAAGUGUUCUUUCAGCUGGUUGAGGAGAGGGGUAAGAGCUCAGAGUACUUCACCAUUGACCGUGACACAGGAAUAAUCUCCACGGUUAAAGUCCUUGAUCAUGAGGAGAUCCAGCAGCACAAGCUGAGAGUGCGUGCGGUGGACGGCGGAGUUCCAGCCCUCUCCAGCGAUGUAUUUGUGACGAUCGACGUUGCUGACCUGAAUGACAAUGCUCCCGUAUUUACACAGCACACGUACAAAACCACCAUCAGCGAAUUAGCACCACGUGGACACUUUAUCAGCCAAGUCCAGGCGUCAGACGCUGACAGUUCAGAUGUAAACAAGUUGGAGUUCUCAAUUAUCUCUGGAAACGAAGAGCAGAACUUUGCCAUCAACAAACAAACCGGAGCCAUCGUCGUUUCAAACCACCGCAGGCCACAUAUGCUGCCUCUGUACCAUCUUAAUGUGUCGGUGUCAGAUGGUGUAUUCAGAAGCUCGGCGCUUGUCUUAGUGACAGUGAUUGGUGCCAACUUCCACAGCCCCACUUUCUCUCAGGUGGACUAUUUGGUAGAGCUGAUUGAGAACUCGCCGGUUGGUACCUUGGUAGCAGAGGCAGAGGCCACAGAUGAUGAUGAAGGCAUUUAUGGACAAAUAUCAUACCAGAUUGUCAAUGACUUUGCAAAAGAGAAGUUCACUGUAAAUGAAAGAGGAGAGAUUUUCACUCUGGAAAGCCUCGAUCGUGAAAACACAGUUGAGAAGGUUAUUCCUAUCUCUUUAAGAGCUCAAGAUGGUGGUGGAAAAGUAGGCUUUUGCGUUGUCAAUGUCAUUGUUACUGAUGCAAAUGAUAAUGCGCCACAAUUCAGAGCAGUUGAGUACAAAGCCACGAUUGCAUCAGAUGUUCUAAGAGGAACCUCUGUGCUUAAAAUCGCUGCCUCAGACAUGGAUGAGGGGAGCAAUGCUGACAUCGAGUAUUCACUUGAAGCAGAUGUUGAAAAUGUGGGUGAGAAUUUUGAAAUCCACAAAACCUCCGGAGUCAUUGUUACCAAAGAAAGCCUCAUUGGACUUGAAAAUGAACUCUAUGCAUUCUUUGUGAGAGCUAAGGACACUGGGAACCCACCCCAACAUUCGGUUGUACCGGUUUACAUCAGGAUUGUCUCAUCGGAAACUCCAAUUCCCAAAUUUGCAGAACUGCAAUAUCGCCAUACUGUUGCUGAGGACCUUCCCAUCGGGACAGAGAUAGUUGUGAUUCAGGCUGAGGCCGAGCAGCCACUUGUUUACAGCCUUGUGAAUGGCAACACUCCAGAGAGCAAUGAAGAUGAAGUGUUUGUGGUUGACAGAGACAGUGGAGCCUUGAAGCUGCAAAAGAGCCUUGACCAUGAGACCACCAAAUGGUACCAGCUCACUUUGGUCGCCCAAAGCAAAUACGAAGAUAACGAGAUUGUUUCCUCUGUAAUUGUCAACGUCCAGGUGAAAGAUGUUAAUGAUAACAAGCCAAUCUUUGAAGCAGACCCUUAUGAGGCUGUGACAGCGGAAAACCUCCUAAGUGGUACUCAAGUGAUUCAAGUCAAAGCCACCGACCUCGACUCUGGAGCCAACGGCCGUGUGGUCUACAGCCUGGAUCCCAAGCAGAACUCCCCGGAGAUCUCCGAGCUGUUUGCCGUGAAUGGCGAAACUGGAUGGGUGACCACCUUGAAAGAGCUGGACCGAGAAAGCACAGACAAAUACACAGUUGCUGUCAUUGCCACGGACCAAGGCGAUGUGGUCCAGCACGUUACCGGCACCACAGUGGAGGUAACAGUAGCCGAUGUGAACGACAACCCGCCGCGCUUCACCGCAGAGAUCUACAAAGGGACGGUCAGUGAGGAUGACCCGCCCCCCAGCGGGGUAAUCGCCAUCCUCAGCACCACAGACAGUGACUCUGAAGACAUUAAUAAGCAAGUGAAUUACUUUAUCACAGGAGGUGACCCACUCGGCCAAUUUGCCAUUGAGCACAUCCAGAAUGAAUGGAAAGUCUCUGUCAGGAAGCCCUUGGACCGUGAAGUGACAGACAAUUAUCUCCUCAACAUUACUGCCAGUGAUGGCAUCUUCACUGCCAAAGCUGUUGUGGAGGUCAAGGUGCUGGAUGCCAAUGACAAUGACCCAGUUUGUGAAAAGUUUGUCUACAGUGAAAGCGUCCCGGAGGACUCCCCGGCUGGCAGGCUCAUCUUGCUGGUCUCCGCCACAGAUUCUGACAUCCGCUCAAAUGCCCAAAUCUCUUAUGAGCUCCAGGGAGCUGGAUCUGAACUGUUCAUCAUUGACUCUGUCACAGGGGAACUGAAGACCAAGGAACCCUUGAACCGAGAGGAGCAGUUCGAACAUAAGUUCAGAGUGCGAGCGGUGGAUGGAGGAGGGAGGUACUGUGAAGCUGAAAUCCACAUCACGGUGGAGGAUGUCAACGACAACUUGCCGCAGUUCUCAUCCGACCCGUACACCAUCACGGUGUUUGAGAACACUGAGACGGGCACAUACGUUGCCAAGCUGCAGGCAAAUGAUCUUGAUACUGGUCUGAAUGGGGACAUCCUCUACUCGUUGGUUGACUCGGCCGAAGGAGCUUUCUCCAUUGACCAGCACACUGGGGUAAUGACCCUGGAGCGCCCCCUGGACCGCGAAGUGCAGUCGGUGUACGAGCUGAAGGCUCGCGCCAGCGACCAGGGUUCCCCGCGCCUGUCCUCCCUCUGCGCGGUGGUGGUGUCCGUCCUGGACAUCAACGACAACCCGCCGGUGUUCGAGCUCCGCGAGUACACGGCCACCGUGCCCGAGGACGUGGCCGUGGGCACUCAGGUGCUGAGAGUCCUGGCGGCCAGCCGCGACGCCGACGCCAACGGCGAGAUCUCCUACAGCAUCAUCAGUGGGAAUGAGCACGGCAUGUUCAGCGUGGACCCCCGCACGGGUGACGUCUUUGUGAUUGAGACGUUGGACUAUGAGGUCUCUCAUGAAUACUACAUUACCAUAGAGGCAACAGAUGGCGGUGCCCCACCGCUCAGCGACAUGGCCACUGUGAACAUCAACCUGACUGAUGUCAAUGACAACAGGCCUGUCUUCAGCCAGGACAUUUACACCACUGUCAUCAGCGAGGACACUGAGCUGGGAAAGACCGUGUUAGCGGUGAUGGCUGAGGACGCUGACGGCCCUUCUUUCAAUCACAUCCGCUACUCAAUUGUGGAUGGUAACCAAGGUAGCCCGUUCACCAUUGAUCCGCUGCGAGGGGAGCUUAAAGUUGCUCGCCAGCUGGACAGAGAAAGGACGUCUGGGUACACUCUGACGGUGGUCGCCUCAGACAACGGGGUGCCCCCCCUUUCCAGCAGUGUCAUGAUCAACAUCGACAUCUCAGACGUCAAUGAUAACCCACCCCUAUUCUCCCAGGCCAACUACAGCCUCAUCAUCCAGGAGAACCAGCCAAAAGGCACCAGUGUUCUUCAGCUCACUGUGAGCGAUCGAGACGCCUCUCACAACGGCCCACCUUUCACCUUUACCAUCGUGGACGGAAACGAAGACGCUGCUUUCCACAUCAAUCAGCAGGGAGCUCUGGCGACCACGGGGGUUCUGAGUAGGAAAAAUAAAGAACACUACUUACUUCAAACUCAGGUGUCGGACAGUGGCAAACCCCAGCUCUUCUCUACCGCCUUCAUUAGUGUGCGCAUAAUUGAAGAGAGCGUUUAUCCGCCCACAGUACUUCCACUGGAUAUUUUUGUCACUAUUGCCGGUGACGAGUACCCCGGAGGUGUCCUGGGCAAGAUCCACGCCACAGAUCAAGACAUCUACGACACUCUGACCUACAGCCUCGCCCCCUCGGCCUCGUCCACGGACGAGAGCGCUGCCCUGUUCUCCGUGUCAGGCUCGGACGGUAAAGUCAUCGCUCAGCAGCCGCUGGACGUGGGCCAUUACCCCCUAAAUGUGACAGUGACUGAUGGGCGCUUCACAACGCCCGCCGACGUCACCGUGCACGUGCGCCAAGCAGCGGCCCAGGCCCUGGACAACUCCAUCGCUGUGCGCUUUGCCAACAUUGCCCCGGAGGAGUUCAUCGGAGACUACUGGCGCAACUUCCAGCGAGCGCUGAGAAACAUCGCGGGGGUCCGGAGGAGUGAGGUCCAGUUGGUGAGCCUGCAGCCGUCAGAGCAGGGAGAUCUGGAGGUCCUGCUGACACUGGAGAGAUCUGGCAGCCCGUACCAAUCUCAGGAGGUCGUCUUCCGCAAGCUGAACUCUUCUGCAGCCGUAAUCGAGGAGAUGACGGGCGUCCGCAUUGUGCGUGUGGUGCAGAAGCUUUGUGCUGGUCUGGAUUGCCCGUUGCAUUUCUGCGAUGAGGUCAUAUCCCUGGACAAAACGGCCAUGUCCACCUACAGCACGUCCCGCCUGAGCUUUGUCACCCCGCGACACCAGAGAACCGCGACCUGCCAGUGUGACGGUGGUACGUGUCCUGUGCUGAACAACCUGUGUGAGAACAACCCCUGUCCAGAGGGUAUGGAGUGUGUAGCCGAUCCCAGAGAUUCUGUGUACAGCUGUGUGUGUCCCGAAGGCAAAAAGGGCAAAUGCUCCGAAGGCCACUCGCUUACAUUCAGUGGAAGCGGUUAUGUAAAGUAUCAUCUGAUGGAGAACGAGAACAAGGAGCUGAUGAAGCUGUCACUGAGGCUCAGGACCUUCUCCAGCCAUGCUACCGUCAUGUACGCAAAAGGGACAGAUUACAGCAUCCUUGAGAUUGUAAACGGGCGUAUGCAGUACAAGUUCGACUGCGGCAGUGGUCCCGGCCUGGUGUCGGUCCACAGCGCCCAGGUCAACGACGGCGAGUGGCACUCCGUGUUCCUGGAGGUGGACGGGAACUACGCCAAACUGGUUCUGGACCAGGUGCACGCUGCCUCCGGCACAGCCCCGGGCACCCUGCGUACCCUCAACCUGGACAACAGCAUUUACUUCGGCGGCCACGUCCGCCAGCUAAGCUCGCCCCGCCUCGGCCGCAGCCUGCCCGUCACCAACGGGCUGCGCGGCUGCUUGGAGGCCCUCACGCUGAAUGGCCAGGAGCUACCUCUCAACACCAGAUCGCACUGGGCCCACGCCGUGCUGGAGGACAUUGUGGACGUGGCACCGGGCUGUGCGCUCGCCCCUGCUGAGAGCUGCUCCAGCAACCCCUGUACCAACGGGGGGAGCUGCACCUCGCUGCCCAGCGGAGGCUACUUCUGCAAGUGCCCUGCCUCCUUCAUGGGCACACACUGUGAGAUCGCCAUCAGUCCUUGUGCCUCCAACCCCUGCCUGUACGGGGGCUCCUGUGUUCCUCGUGCUGAUGACUUCUACUGCCAGUGCAGAGGGCAGUACUCAGGACAGAGGUGUCAGCUGGGGCCCUACUGCAGAGACAACCCCUGUAAAAAUAGUGGGAAGUGCAUCGACAGUCUGGACGGUCCAGUGUGUGAGUGUGAAGCAGGAUUCCAGGGAGACCGGUGCCUGAGUGAUGUUGAUGAGUGCUUAAAGAACCCCUGUGCCAACGGAGCCCAGUGCCAAAACACCUACGGCUCCUUCAGGUGUAACUGCUCGGCCGGGUUCACCGGGCCCAUGUGCGAUCUUCACGCUGAGGUCCGAAACGAAUUAGUCUCUACCCCCUGGAACAUCGGCUUGGAAGAGGUGAUCGGCAUCGUGGUCUUUGUAUCCAGCAUCUUCAUCCUAGUCCUCCUGUUCAUCAUAAUCCGCAAGAAGGCCUGUCGCAGGAGGUCAAAGACCGACGACAGCGACAAGCACCCCGGGGGGUCCACCAUGCCUCACUCCUUCCUCCAGAGACCUUACUUUGACUCCAAGCUCAACAAAAACAUCUACUCAGACAUCCCCCCCCAGGUGCCCGUGCGUCCCAUCUCCUACACUCCCAGCAUUCCGAGCGACUCACGGAACAACCUGGACAGAAACUCGUUCGAGGGCUCUGCCAUUCCCGAGCAUCCGGAGUUUUCCACCUUCAACCCAGACUCCGUUCACGGCCAUCGCAAGACCGUGGCCGUGUGCAGCGUGGCGCCUAACCUCCCGCCCCCCCCACCCUCCAACUCAGUCUCCGACAGCGACUCCAUCCAGAAGCCAAACUGGGACUAUGACUAUGACACUAAAGUGGUGGACCUGGACCCAUGUCUGACCAAGAAGCCUGUGGAGGACAGCGCCUGUCCCACAGGCUACAACACCAGAGGCAGCAUGUCAGAGGUCCACUCCCUCAGCUCCUUCCAGUCCGAAUCCUGUGAUGACAAUGGAUAUCACUGGGACACAUCUGAUUGGAUGCCAAGUGUUCAACUUCCUGAAAUCCAGGAGUUUCCGCAUUACGAGGUUGUGGAGUCACCUGCCCCUCCGUACAGUGACCCCAGUGCCAUGGACACCGAUUAUUACCCCGGGGGGUUAGACAUCGAGAGCGACUUCCCUCCGCCGCCAGAGGACUUCCUCGCCAACAACGACCUGCCGCCGCCCCCUCUGCCCGAGUACAGCGACCGCUGCGACACCCUGCGGCCCCCGGCCAGAGAGCUGGACCCCGCCGGUCCGGCCGCGGUCCGCCAGCGCCCGGCCCUGCCGCAGCUCUACAGCCUCAACCAGUACCUGCCGCACCACUCCUACCCCAGCGAGGGGGGCGGGGCCCAGGCCCAGGGCGCCGCCUCCCCCCCGCCCACCGCCACCCCGGCGUCCAGCAUGGGCCCCGGCGGCUACAGAGGGGGCUACGCCUUAGGCUGCGGCCGGGACUUCGACUCCUCGGCGCUGGACAGCAUGUCCAUGUCUCUGUACACAUCCACCGCCUCCUGCUCGGACAUGUCGGCAUGCUGCGAGGAGUCGGAGGCCAUGAUAAGCGACUACGAGAGCGGCGACGAGGGCCACUUUGAGCGGCUGGCCAUCCCGGCGCUGGACUCCCAACAGCACACUGAAGUCUGA